Molecule: messenger RNA, 1138 nt
Organism: Zophobas morio
Lineage: Eukaryota; Metazoa; Arthropoda; Insecta; Coleoptera; Tenebrionidae
Exons: 3
Coding region: 8-916 (302 amino acids)
Cellular component (GO): extracellular region
Molecular function (GO): chitin binding
Source: RefSeq, a predicted model, not a curated record
ACGAAGCAUGUCGUUGCGGUGUGUGUUCAUGUGUGCAGUGGUCAUUAUUUGGCACCGCGGUGGAGGUUCUGUGUGCCCGGAAUCCAAGAAACUGUACCCGAGGGACUGCCGCCUCUUCUACAAAUGCGUCCCGGUGCCAGAGUCGGCGCAAGCGUACGUUUGGGUGCCCUCUCGCUGCACUGCGGGCCUGGUGUAUGAGCCGCGACUGCAGCGUUGCGUGUUUCCCUCGGAAGGGUGGGAUUGUGAACAGAAGGCAGAAGAUUUUGCAGACUCGUUUUAUUCAUUAAACCGGAGCGGCAGUGUGGAAGAUGGCACGAAAAUGACAGAUUACUCCGCAGCAUCAACUGUCCAGAGUGGCAUCCCCGCGUCAGGAUUUAACGACUAUGAUAAGUCGACGAAAAUAAAUUUCGUCUCAGACGGCUGGAGCCGGAGGGAUUCUAUAGGGGCGCAAAUGCACCGUUUAACGCAACUAAUUAACAGCCUGAAAGCGACCUCUUUUCCCCACAACGAGUUCGGUUCGGGCCAGCGUUCUCCCGUCCACCAACUUAAUCUGCUCCGAGAGCGAAUUCAUAAAAUAAUGACCCAGUUAACAUCGCAGACGCCCUAUCCCAAUACGCAGCAAACUAAUCUGGACUCGGCCGGACCGCAAACCAAAUAUUCCACCCCCGAGGAGGCAGUCGGGGGGCUGUUCCGGAAAUAUCUAGCGAAUUCGAGCUUCGUAGAAGGCGGGGAGUUCGUGAAGCCGAUGGUACCGCGUGUGGGGCGGCGGGGUUUUCGAGACGCGGUGUCCGGUGGGGACGGCGUUCGCAGGAGUGCGAGAAGUGCGCGAGAACGUGUUCGAGCGAAGGGAGCCUGGAGGACCAGACGUCGCCGAAAUACUAUGUUUGCGGAGGGGUGGGGGAUGGGUGCGGCGUAGGGUCAGAUGUCCGGGAGAUUUGGAAUACUGUGUUCAAAAGAAAAUUUGUCUAGCAACAGCAUAUUGUCAUUAAUGAUAUAUUUUAUGUACAAAAGUAGAAUAGUAAAAAGGUAUAUAUAUAAUGUUGGUCAGAGUCGUCUUAUAUUACAAGGAACACUUAUAGACAAGACGUUAAAUAUUGAAUUUUAAUUAUAUUUAGCGUCAAUAUUAGAAUACAUUAAC